Messenger RNA from Schistocerca serialis cubense, 411 nucleotides. Its product is annotated as homeobox protein Hox-B4-like. The transcript is spliced from 2 exons. Bases 1 to 411 code for a protein of 136 amino acids. The record is from RefSeq and is a predicted model, not a curated record. Lineage: Eukaryota; Metazoa; Arthropoda; Insecta; Orthoptera; Acrididae.
AUGUUUAUACUGUCAGCGAGUCGGUGGACGACAUCCCUGUGCCUGUCCGGGUUGCAGAGGCUGAAGCCAGUGGAGCUGGUGGACGACGAGGACUGGCUGAGCAGCGACAGCGACGAGUGCGACGUGCCUCCGCCGGAGGAGCGGGCGCGCCGGCGCACGGCGCUGCAACGGCCGGUGGCUGCAGCAGCUGCCAGGCGCCCGCCUAUCCGGCUGCCCCCUAGGCGGGAGCUCGUCCGUCCGCAGACACCGCCGCCACCGCCACCGCCUCCGCCGCCUCCGCCAGCGGCCUCCGAGUCGGAGGCGGCUCAAGAGCUGGUGGUUAGGGCGGCUGCCGCGGUGCGGCGCUCCGGUUGCUCCUCGAAAGCUCAGCCGCAGCAGCCUCAACUGCAAGCCGUCCCUAGCAACCGCUAA